UAGAUGUAAAACGAUCUUUUGGUAAUUUGGUAUCUUCCGAUCCCGUUCAAUGUCAGUCAGGGCCCUGAUCUCGCGAGAAUCCCAGUGUUGAUAAAAUUCCAUGGGAAGGACCGGACUGUAUGUAUUUCCACAGCUGUUUGGAAAAGCAUGCCCUGUGAAGUAAAGCCUCGGUUCGUGCUGCUGUACGGGUCUCAGAAGGGCCAGGCGCAGUCCAUAGCAGAGGGGGUAGCUGAGGGGGCAGAGGAGCACGGACUGGUUGCUGAGCUCAGCUGCUUGAGCCAGGAUGAGAAGUACAAUUUGGAGAAGGAGAAUGCCCCAGUGGUCUUUAUUGUGUCUACUACUGGAGAUGGGGAACCGCCAGACAAUGCCCUCCGAUUUGUAAGGCGCAUCAAGAAGAAGACCCUCUCCACUGACCACUAUAAACACCUUUCCUAUGCACUUUUAGCUUUAGGAGACACAAAUUAUGCAAAUUUCUGCAACUGUGGGAAGACAAUUGAGCGUCGUCUACAGGAACUUGGAGCCAAACAAUUCUAUGCAACGGGAUAUGCAGAUGAUGGUGUAGGGCUGGAGGUGGUUGUGGACCCCUGGCUAGACGGACUGUGGAAAGCAAUCAAAGGAGCCUUAUCAAAAAUGGCUUCUGAUAGGACUGGUUACUUGAAAGGAGAAGCAGGGGACUCACCACAGGAAACUCCUGAUUCAUCCAUACCAGAUGUCCAACUAAACCUCUUAAGCAUCACUGAGCGCCAAAACUGCGAGUCGGUCAGAGCAUCCGUAGAACCGAUCUCUAAAUUUGCAUCUGCUGCUUCACCUUCAGCUUCUGCUACACAGACUGCUGUUUCUGAUCUCAGGCCAGCUCUUCCUGCAGGGAGCCCUGGGUUGGCUUCCCAGUCUCACGGUGAUGCCAGUGUUUCUACAUCAGCACCAGAGACGAAGACCGAGGAUACUGGAGUUCCUCGUGUUGAAUUGGCAGCCUCACUGACACGCUCCCUGCCGCCACUGUCAGAGUCCUCACUCAAUGUGCCUGCUCUACCUCCUGUGUACCUGGAUGUCUCUCUUCAGGAGGUGGAUUCUGUGGAACAGAUGGAUGGACUGUUAAACAAAGACACUCUUUAUGAGGUUCCCAUAUCCAGGGCAGUUCAGCUGACCAGAGGAGAUUCAGUAAAGAUGGCCCUACUCUUAGAGCUGGACAUCUCUGCUUACCCAACAAUAACACAUCAGCCAGGAGAUUCGUUUGAUGUGUUCUGCCCAAACAAUGGCACUGAGGUGGAGGACAUGCUCCGCAGAUUGGGCCUUCAUGACCAGAGGAACCGCAGAGUACACAUUUCUCUACGUAAAGACAAUAAGAAAAGAGGUGCCCAGGUGCCACCCUACAUUCCCCAGAACAUCUCUCUGCUGUACCUGCUCACAUGGUGUCUAGAGAUCAGACACGUUCCUAAGAAGGCAUUUCUUCGAGCGCUGGUGGAGCAUACAGGGGACGCUGUGCAGAGGAGGAGACUGCAGGAGCUCUGCAGUAAACAAGGCACCGCAGACUACAACCUGUAUGUGAGAGACCCAAGCCUAAGUGUCCUGGAGCUUCUCGCAGCUUUCCCAUCCUGCUCGCCUCCUCUCAGCCUCCUCAUAGAGCAUUUGCCGAAACUGCAGCCCAGGCCUUAUUCAGCAGCCAGCUCCUUUCUUAGGCACCCAGGAAAGCUGCAUUUUGUCUUCAAUGUAGUAGAGUUCCCAGCAUGCUCUGGGCGGCCUGCGGGGAGGCGAGGCUUGUGUACCGGUUGGCUGUUUGACCUCAUCAAUCCUGUCCUGGUUUUCCCAGGGAAGGCUGAAUCCUCCGGCAGCCCGGCUCUGCCAAAGAUCCAUGUGAGUUUGAGACCCAACUGCUUCUUUCGGCCUCCGUCUGACCUGUCGGUGCCCUUCAUAAUGGUUGGACCGGGUACAGGAGUUGCUCCCUUCAUUGGUUUCCUCCAGCAAAGGUAUGGUACAUUUCAUGAUAUUAUCUUGCCCCAUAGUAAGUGACAUUUUUAUCAAGUAAUAGAGCUGGAGUGUAUAUUCAGAUCCCCUGUUCUGCAAACGUCAAGCUCAUGUGGUAAUGUACUUGAUCCUGCAAUGGUAUACAUGUUACAAGAUAUUCUCCUGAAGUAGGUCACGUAAAUGUUCAUGUCAACCAUCAGAAACAUGCAGGUUAUAUUCUGAUUGUUGCACUGUGUGACACCGAUUAUUGCAGCAAAAAAAUUCUGCACCCAGUAAUGAAUAUUCACAAUGGUGAAGUGAUGUUAAGUGCACAUCAUCUAUGCAUAUUUUCAAGUAAUCUGCAAAGACAAUUAAAUGAGACCCCGCUCAAAGCCGUUAAAAGUAAAGUUGACGUCAUGUACAUCUCAUAAGGCAUAAUAAAUCUAAUGGCGAGGGCUGUGAUCACGUCAGGGAUUAUUUCAGAUGCUCUGCUUGUCUCAACAGGAAUAAAUUAGGCACUCUCUCCGAUGCGCAGGUUUAUGACUGGGGCCUGUAAUGAAGAGCCAGCAGUCAUAGCAGCACAUGCGGCGUUAUUGAUUUGAAAGUAAAACGUCCAGUAGGUGGAGGCCACGUUGUUGGAGUAAAUCACUGCUUGUAAUUGCGGAAGAGGUGGUGUGAGGAUAUUGACUGUUAGCUGAGUAUGUCGUAGCUCUCUCCAGCUUGUUAAAGCGUUGCUGUAAGUCCAAAUGCUUGAAGAGCGCUAUCAUUUGGUAGAAAACGUGGCCGUUUGUUUAAUUUUCUGAGGUUCUGAAUUGACAGUUCAAUCAAGAUUGCAAGAUGAUGACCUGUCAGAAGGAUUUAAUGUGACUGAAGCUUCUGUAUCCAGGCUACUGCCUGUGUGUCGAACCAGGUCCAUAGCUCACCAUGACUUUAAGAAGGCGAAGUAAGCCUUUUUAGUCAGACUGACAUGUCUAACUCUUGGGUGGCUUUGUAUAAAUGAGGUUUUGCCCCAGUCAACUCCAAUUGUCUCUAAAUCCCUUGGACGUCUGCACCGUUAAGGCGGGUGGCGUCACUGGGUGAUUGCUCAGAGAGGUGACACGGCACCGGCUGAAGUGAUAGCGUUGAUGGAUUGUCUGCAGAAGAUUUGGGGGGAGGAUGAGUGGUCAUCUGGGGUGAGAGGUGUAUACGCCUUUGGGAUGCAGGAGCACUGAAGAUAGCGCACAUUUUUCCAACUGACCUGGUUAUACCACUCCUUUUCUUAAUGAUCAAGGUUAAGCCAGAGGGACGGUACCCUGGUGGAAGGCAGUGAUAUGAACACAUCAGUCUCACUUUGAUCCUUACAGCAGUAUGCAAACAUUGCUCUCUGAAAUCUAAGAUACUCAAAAUAUACAUUUGAGUAUUUUAUUUAAUGAUCUGUCCUUGCAGACCUGCUUGUUAGUGCAAGCAAAACAGUCAGACCUUGAUUGAUUUUGGAAGACUUUGUUUCAUAAUACAACCACAACCCCUCAACAGAUGCAUCCUGCGAGUUCAAUGUUGGAUCUUUUUUAAUUUCUUUUUAUACAUUUCAAAUGUAUUCUUUUGUUUUUCUUUCAAGAGACCCUUCACUGUUAGAGCAUAAACUCAUGUGAACCAAUUCAUCAGCCUGACUGUCUCCUCAGUCCAUUCUCCCUCUCUGUGUCUCUCAUCCUCUCCCCUGCCAGCUGCGUAUUGUGCUGGAGGAUUGUAAAAACCUGUCAUGGUGCGCAGCAUUAUACAGAAUCUAACUUGAGAUUCCAAACAAAGCCUCGGUGGCUGACGCUGCACUCUGAUAGGAGAUAACAAUCACCAGUUUGUCAACGGGACAUCGUAUCUGCCUCGAGGCCCAAGAAAGGUCCUGUUAGCAACAAAACAACAUGGGGACAUUUCGAUCUUCCUACCUCUCUCCCCCCUUCCACUCCCACUGUUAAUCGAUGGCUGUUUUCAAAAGUACUUUGUAUGAGUUUGUAGUGCUGGUAAGAAGUGGAAGAAGUCUCUAAAGGUCAGAGGCUCACUUGGUGGUACCAGGAGAUUUUAAUAAGGCCCUCCAGUAGUGGUAUUGAUUGCUGUGGUUUGCGUGGAAGGAUUUUAUGGAGAAUGUGAUUUCCACUGUCUCUCUAUGUAGCUGGGAGCAGUGACAGUUAGACAAAUAUUGUAUUUUAACUGAGUGGUUAGCCUUAAUCUCCUUAACAGCUCUAACAAGCUUUUCUUUUGGAAAAAAUCAGUCUGCUCAGUUUAAUAUUUAGGUUUGCCAGCAGGCAUUCAAUAUGACAACCUUUAUUAAGGUUUGUGCGUUUGUGUGAACAAAUAUUGAGCUUCUGUUUAUCAGUCUAACCAGACAGCUGAUUGCAAUUAGGCUACGGCAUCUUGCAACUCAGCAUUGUACUGUAUUAUAAAAACAUUCUAAAUUCAGCACGUUGAAUGUAUAUGGGUGUAAUUUUGCUAUGUAAUUCCAGUGAUUAAGCCUCAAGCUGUUGUUGUGUUUAGGCUUUUUUUUUUUGUUCUUGUUGUAUUUUUUGCCUAAAAAGCCACUCAGCACCUCUCGCGCUGAACUGCAAGAGAAAAACGGAUGAAACAUAUGAGAUAAUUGGGAUGUUUACCAAGUCUUCACCUCAGCUUUCCGUGCAGUUUCCCCCUCCUGCUGAUCAUCUGAAUGGCGCUGAAAGGCAACCGCUUCUGAUUUCGACCCCAAAUGGAGUGCUCUGUAGCUGCUGCCUUCCCCCUGGGAUUGUGUUGCAGGCUGUUAUAGUGUGGGUAUGUGAUGUGAUGUGAUUUGUAUUCAGAGAGAGGCGCCGGUGUGGUCUACUCAGAAUGGAAUCCAGGUUUUUCAUAUUGGUAUUGAUCCCUUUAGGGCAGGCGGCGAGAGGAGAGAGACGAGCCCACUAAAAUGAGUUUACUUGAGGCUGUUUGCAGAUCAGAAGAAUCUCGUCCAGGAUGCUAAUGGAUGGGAUCUGAGUGUUCAGAUCAAGUCAUCCAGACAGCUCUGUUACUGAGCCCCAUUCACAGACGUAAAGUUCAAACAAACUUCUUCUCCAAAGCUUUUUUAUUAACUGGUCAACUUCUCAUCUAAUUAAUGAGGACUAAGCUUUGUUUUAGUAUUCACAGUAAGGCUUGCAUUAAUAUAUUUUUUAUUAAGGCUAAUUAGUGUAUAGCUGCAACUAAAGUUUGAUUAAUCUGUUUAAAAAAAUAUAAUAAAUAUGUUAAUCCUUUAGUCUAUAAAAUGUCAGAAAACAGAGGACGUUUUUUUUUUUAUAAACAAAAGCGACCUCUUCACAUUGCUUGUUUUGUCCAAGCAACAAAAGAUAUUGAAUUUACAAUAACAUAAAACAAAACAAACAAAAAAAGGGCAUAUUGCUCGAUAAACCACUUCGACCAGCGGUUCUCAAACUUUUUGCUCCCUUUAGAAGCAGAUGAAACAAAUGCUCGGUCAUGCCCUCCAUGCUCCUCUAAACUAUUUAAAAUUUGUAUCAGUCAUUAGCAACUUUGGGGGAAAUACCAACAAAGUGUAGCUUUCUGUAAAACAAAAAAGUUUCUCCUGUUACAUCCUGACUUUAGUUUUGACUUCCAUAUUUGCUUCCAAAAUCUUUCUAAAUUGAAUUUUGUUUUAUUUUUUAUUCUUUUUAUGAGGGAAAAUUUCUCUGUACUUACCUUUUAAAUCUGAUACACACUGACCACUCUGGUUUCAUCAAAAGUUGAUCAUUAUCUGAUAACACAAGGAAAUUAUUGAAUAUUAUUCAAUAUGCAAAAAAGGUCCUGAUUUAAUUGAAUUGCCCUUUAUGAUAUCAGCACCCUUUGGUUGUCCCUCUGUGAGCCGUAAACCGGACGAUGAUAUUUCCUGGAAUGAUAUAUGGAAGGCAGACAAACGAAAGCAAUUUUAAAAUAUUUAACAGAUUUUAUUACACCCUGUCACAGCUACACAAAAUGGGCAUAAGGGAUGACAGUAAGUGUAUAAAACGUGGUUCUGCUGAAGGAACUGUGCUCCAUCUGUUGUGGGACUGCAAUGAAAUCAAAGAUCUUUGGUUUGGCAUAACAAAGCGAGCGAUGAGCCACACUAAUUUAGCCAUUCCACUCAAACCACAAUCAUGUAUACUGGGACAUUUGCAUAACUUCAGCAGAGUAUCUUCAAAGAAUAAAACAAUCUUUCUUUUGUUACGUGUGGUCACAAAGAAGGUAAUCAUGAAUAACUAGAAUGCUUUAACUCAGAAAGAAGGGAUCACUGAAGCAAUGGAACUGAUUAGGUUGGAAAAGGUAGUUUUUAGAUGGCAAAAUAAUGAGACGGAAUACGCUGAAAUGGGCGCCAGUGGAAAUGUAGUUAUUGUCACUAUAAAAAGAGAGAGAAAAAAGACCACCAUUUUUAUUUCAUUUCUUUUUAUUUCUGACUAACCUAAUAAUUGUCUUCCUUUGCUGUCAGUGCUGCUUUACAGUAUUAAGAUUGCAUCUUACCUGUGCUGUAAGAUGCAAUUACAGUGAAGAUUGACGGAUAGUUAUAAUGUCCAUGACUGCAUGCUGUAUUUUGUGUUAUUAAAAAAAAAAGAUUUAUUCAAAGCAGGGCAUUUUUAUAUCUUUUGAAACAUGUCUGGAGGGGUCUCGUUUUUUAAAAAUAGUUGGUGAUUAAUUUUCCACCGCUCAAACUAAUCCGCAUAUCAUUUU
Molecule: messenger RNA, 6606 nt
Organism: Morone saxatilis (striped sea-bass)
Lineage: Eukaryota; Metazoa; Chordata; Actinopteri; Moronidae
Gene: mtrr
Product: 5-methyltetrahydrofolate-homocysteine methyltransferase reductase
Exons: 12
Coding region: 148-2007 (619 amino acids)
Biological process (GO): homocysteine metabolic process
Cellular component (GO): cytosol
Molecular function (GO): [methionine synthase] reductase (NADPH) activity; flavin adenine dinucleotide binding; FMN binding
Source: RefSeq, a predicted model, not a curated record